AUGAGUGAUAAGCCAGACUUGUCCGAAGUGGAGAAGUUUGACCGAUCAAAACUGAAGAAAACCAAUACUGAAGAAAAAAAUACUCUUCCCUCCAAGGAGACUAUCCAGCAGGAGAAAGAAUGUGUUCAAACAUCAUAA
Molecule: messenger RNA, 138 nt
Organism: Orycteropus afer afer
Lineage: Eukaryota; Metazoa; Chordata; Mammalia; Tubulidentata; Orycteropodidae
Source: RefSeq, a predicted model, not a curated record